AUGCUGGGUGUGCGUCAAUUAGAUAAACAACAAGAAAGAAAGCCAGCUGUUUCUAUAAACUUUUCCGGCUCUGACCAGGCAGUGGGGCAGAAGAUGCAGCGCCCCAUUUCUUCUCUUCCAUUAAGCAGCAGCUGGCUGGCAAAGCUGGCGUCUUGCGGGUUCGAAACGGUCGAAGACCUGCGAAAUAUUGGGGUGGUCGAGCUAAGCAGAGAACUGGGUGUGAGCAACUCGGAGGCUCUAGUAGAAAUUGUCAAAGUUGCAAAAAGAAGUUGCGAAUUACUCUCGGCCCAACCAGCCCCCUCUUCCCCACUCUCACACCCUCACCAGUCUCACCCCAGCGGUGGUAGCUGUCCAGGCGUCUCAGCGCUGGAGCUGCUCCAGCAAGAGGGAGUCGAAGGAUCCAUCGUGACUUUCUCAGCCGGGAUUGACGAGAUGUUAGGAGGGGGCGUGGCACUCGGGAAAGUGACUGAGUUCUGCGGUGCUCCUGGACUGGGGAAGACCCAGAUAUGCAUUCAGCUGGCAGUAGAUGUCAGUAUUCCAGAGCCACUUGGUGGAGUUGGAGGAGAGGCCGUCUAUAUUGACACGGAGGGGUCGUUUGUGGUGGAGAGAGUGGCAGAGAUAGCCACGGCCGCAGUACACCACCUGAACACUGUGGACCACGACCACACCUGCGAUGACCAAGUAAGACAAGCUGCCAGAGACGUUAGUCUAGAGAAAGUACUCGCCAGCAUUCACCUCUUCCGUUGCCAUGACUACCUGGAGCUGCUGGCGACAGUCAACAUUCUCUCAGAGUUUAUUACCAGCCAUCCUCAGGUUCGUCUGGUGGUUAUAGACAGCAUCGCUGCCCACUUUCGUCACGGUUUCUCUGACAUGUCCAAGAGAAACAGACUUCUCGGAAUCAUCUCUCAGAGCCUUAUUCAGCUGGCCACCUCCCACCGUCUCGCUGUGGUGCUGACUAACCAGACGACUACUAGAGUGGUACGUGGCCAGAAGAACAGUGCACGUGUGGUCCCUGCAUUAGGAGAGAGCUGGGGACAUGCUAGUACAGUGAGAGUGGUCCUAUCACGGUACGACAACGAGAGACAAGCUACGCUCGUGAAGUCACCUACUCACAAGACCACCACUGCCCCCUUCGUCAUUACGGCAGAUGGGAUAAGAGACUCACAUGUGACGACAGGCGACACAUCUCACACCCCGAUCCCGGCCUCUCAGUGCCUCCCUGUCCCCGAAGAAGAAGACUUUGAAGAAGACGACGAAAUAUUCUCGGCUGCCGAAGGGAUAAUGGCUGAUAUGAGUCACCCAGCCAUGUGGCAGGGGAGGGAAGGAGAGGGGGGAGGAGGGGGGAAAGGUGACAGCGACACUCGAGCUAACGUUGAUUUCGUGAGUGUGUCAAACCUCCACGAGGCGAGUUUUGAUGCCAGGAGGGAGAGUAAAGGACGAAAGAGGCCGCAUCCGUCAGAUCAUGAACUCUGA
Messenger RNA from Geodia barretti, 1473 nucleotides. NCBI's taxonomy places the organism in Eukaryota, Metazoa, Porifera, Demospongiae, Tetractinellida, Geodiidae. The record is from the annotation of a GenBank genome assembly.